AUGACCGAGAAAAUCGCCAUGGAGCAUGUCGAGAAACAUGAUUCAAUUACCUCGCAGAUCGAGAGCCAUGUCUUGUCUGGCCACUCCGACCUGAAGACCAGCACCGAAGCCCACGCCGCUAUUGAGAAAGAGCACGACAUGACCCCCUGGCAAGCCUUGAAACUGUAUCCAAAGGCAGUCGGCUGGUCUCUCCUCCUCUCAUGUGCAAUCAUCAUGGAAGGCUACGAUGUCGUCCUGAUAGGUUCAUUCUUUGCAUUCCCAGCCUUCAACGAGAAAUACGGACAACUAAUGUCCGACGGAUCCUACGGCCUAGCCGCCUCCUGGCAAGCAGGUCUGACCAACGCCAUGUCCUGCGGCCAGAUCAUCGGCCUCUUCAUCAACGGUCUUGUCUCCGAGCGUUACGGCUACCGCAGAACCCUGAUGGCCUGUCUGACCGCCACGGUCGGAUUCAUCUUCAUUCUCUUCUUCGCCCCAAACGUCCAGACCCUCAUCGCCGGCGAAUUGCUCAUGGGCAUUCCCCUGGGCAUCUACCAAACUCUCACCGUCACCUACGCCUCGGAAGUCUGCCCUGUGGCUCUGCGCGCCUACCUCACAACCUACGUCAACCUAUGCUGGGUCCUCGGACAACUCAUUGCCUCGGGCGUGCUAAAGGGUCUAGCCGAACGAUCAGACCAAUGGGCCUACCGGAUCCCCUUCGCCAUCCAAUGGGCCUGGCCCAUCCCCAUCUUCAUCGGUGUAUACUUCGCACCCGAGAGUCCAUGGUGGCUUGUCCGGAAAGACCGUCGUGAAGACGCCGUCAAGGCCGUCAAGCGGCUCACGCGCGAAACACCAGGCUUUGAUCCGGAGGAAACCGUCUCCAUGAUUGUUUACACGAAUGCAUUAGAGAAGCGCGUCGAGACAGGCACCACGUACCUGGACUGCUUCAAGGGAACAGAUCUGCGUCGCACGGAGAUUGCAUGCUGCGUCUGGGCUGCGCAGAGUCUGUGUGGGUCUGGACUGAUGGGGUACUCGACUGUAUUUUAUCAGCGUGCUGGUCUGGCGGUUUCGCAAUCCUUCACUAUGUCGUUGGUGCAGUAUGCGAUUGGAGUCGUGGGGACGUUUGCCUCAUGGGUGAUGAUGACAUACUUCGGGCGACGAACGCUGUACGUUGGUGGACUGAUGUUGUUGAUGGCUGUGCUGCUUGUUAUUGGAUUCAUGUCCAUUGCACCGUCUACCUCGGCAAUCUCCUGGGCUACGGGGUCGAUGCUGCUUGUGUACACGUUUAUUUAUGAUUCGACGGUUGGCCCGGUGUGCUUCUCAUUGGUAUCGGAGAUGCCUUCCUCGAGGCUUCGGAUCAAAUCGGUCGUGCUGGCGCGAAAUGUGUACAACGUACUCAAUCUGGUGACAGGCAUCAUCAUUCCCUAUAUGUUGAAUGUGGAUGCGUGGAAUUGGAGAGGCAAAUCGGGCUUCUUUUGGGGCGGGCUGUGUCUGCUCUGUCUUGUCUGGUCAUUCUUUAGACUCCCCGAGCCAAAGGGCCGCUCUUACGCCGAGCUGGAUAUCUUGUUUGAGAACAAGGUGCGCACUAGAGACUUCAAAACUGCAAAGACAGGUCUGGUGCAGAAGGAGCUCAAGGGCGAUGGAUAUGCUUGA
This is a messenger RNA of Penicillium olsonii, 1629 nucleotides long. The record is from the annotation of a GenBank genome assembly. Lineage: Eukaryota; Fungi; Ascomycota; Eurotiomycetes; Eurotiales; Aspergillaceae.